Molecule: messenger RNA, 718 nt
Organism: Solanum dulcamara
Lineage: Eukaryota; Viridiplantae; Streptophyta; Magnoliopsida; Solanales; Solanaceae
Product: dirigent protein 22-like
Exons: 1
Coding region: 22-603 (193 amino acids)
Source: RefSeq, a predicted model, not a curated record
AUAAGUGGGAGAAAUUGAGAGAUGGAAAAAACAAGCCUAGUUUCAUUGAUUUGCUUUAUAGUUGUUAUGGCCAUGCCAAUGGCUCAAAGUGUUGAAUUAGGACCAAAGGCUGUUGAAAAAUGGUUCCAUAAGCUUCCUCAUGCAAAGCAAAAGGUAUCUAAGUUUCAUUUCUAUUUUCACGACAUAGUUACCGGAAAAAAUCCAACUGCAAUUACUAUAGCCCAGUCCAAUAUGACUGCCAAAUCCCCAACUUUCUUCGGUUCUGUUGCAAUGAUAGACGAUCCACUGACAGUUGGACCAGAGCUCAACUCGACAAUAGUGGGUCGAGCCCAAGGGAUUUAUGGUUCAGCUGAUCAAAAUGAGGCUGCCCUUCUCAUGACCCUCAACUUUGUGUUCACAACUGGUAAAUAUAACGGUAGUACAUUGAGUGUACUUGGUCGGAACCCAGUAUUUAACCAGUACCGUGAGAUGCCGAUCAUUGGUGGUUCUGGAGUAUUUCGGUUGGCUCAGGGAAUCGCCACCGCGAAGACUUAUUGGUUCAAUACUACCAGUGGGGAUGCUGUUGUUGAGUAUAAUGUUAUGGUACUGCAUUACUCACAUUAAUUAAUUUAAUUUGAAGCUUUGUGUGUUGGUGUUCAUUUGUAAUCUAUAGUUUCUCUUUUUUGUGUUAAGGAUAUAAAGAUGUGUUUUGAUCAAUGAAAUAAGACCUUUGACGAUG